AUGAAUACGCCAAUUGAUUACUUUUUUCAAACCUCUCCAAAAGAGUGGAACGUACUGGAAGCUCUAUCUAUUUAUGAUAAGUUAGAGCGAUGUGAUUCUUUUGGAUCUCUAUUGCAAACGAUGAGACGUGAAGUUGACAGUGUCUGUGAAAGACAACCAACUUUCAAAAAAAAGGGAAAAUCGUUUGCUGAUACUAUUGAGGAAGGUAUUAAAAUACAUGCUUUUGUACUUCUCCUAGAAUUUUCUAAUUGUAAUUUGCAUGGAGACACAACCGUAGCAAGCAAAAAUGAAGGACAACAUCCUGACCACAACAAUACAGGUGCUGAUACUCAACCACCCACAAAAAUUUGUAUCGACACUAUUACAAAUCACGGUGAGUUUAAUAUUGCCAAUAAUAAACAGAGAUUAUUGCCGUCUCUUGAUAAUACCAACAAUGCUUAUGUUACUCCUAUCACACCUACUGUGAUAAUUCGAGUAUAA
Messenger RNA from Mucor mucedo, 480 nucleotides. RefSeq lists its product as uncharacterized. Bases 1 to 480 code for a protein of 159 amino acids. NCBI's taxonomy places the organism in Eukaryota, Fungi, Mucoromycota, Mucoromycetes, Mucorales, Mucoraceae. The transcript has 3 exons. The record is from RefSeq and is a predicted model, not a curated record.